Messenger RNA from Chlamydomonas reinhardtii, 1826 nucleotides. Its product is annotated as inositol monophosphatase family protein. Bases 160 to 1149 code for a protein of 329 amino acids. Gene Ontology annotation, molecular function: inositol monophosphate 1-phosphatase activity. The record is from RefSeq and is a predicted model, not a curated record. Gene Ontology annotation, biological process: inositol metabolic process; signal transduction; phosphatidylinositol phosphate biosynthetic process. The transcript has 8 exons. NCBI's taxonomy places the organism in Eukaryota, Viridiplantae, Chlorophyta, Chlorophyceae, Chlamydomonadales, Chlamydomonadaceae.
CCGGACCCGCUAGCCUUCACACGGACUUGCCUGGAUCUAAAUCAGUUUGAACGAAGAACCCUUGCGACAAAUCGAACCGCAGCGCAUAAACGCAUAAGACCAUUGUUGUGACAAUUGUUGUGAACACCGCAACAUACGUGUUGCGUGCCUACCUGCAAGAUGCAUGCCAUUAGCUCGCGCAACCUAGCGCGCCGGCCGGCGCCAGCAGCGCGGCGGGCGACGGCCCACCGGCAGGUGCUGGUGCGUGCGGCAGGGCCCAAGGUGGCUGCUGAAGACCUGCUAGCGACCGCCAAGAAGGCGGCGCAGCUUGGUGCGGAGAUCGUGAUGGCCGCGGCUGACAAGCCGCGCAACAUCUCCCGCAAGGAGGGCACCGACAUUGUGACUGAGACGGACAAGGCCAGCGAGGAGGCAGUUGUGGCCGCCAUCCGCGCCGCGUUCCCCAACCAUGCGGUGCUGGGAGAGGAGGGCGGCGUGCUGGGCGACGUCAGCAGCGACUACCUGUGGUGCGUGGACCCUCUGGACGGCACUGUGAACUUCGCACAUGGCUACCAGUCCUUCUGCGUCAGCGUGGGCGUGCUGCGCCACGCCACGCCAGUGGCGGGAUGUGUGAUUGAGUUCCUGGGCGGUCCCAAGACUUGGACCACGCGCACCUUCACAGCGGCGCGCAACCAGGGCGCGUUCGUGGACGGGCAACAGAUCUUCGUCAGCCGCGUCAAGGAGCUGCGGGACGCGGUCGUGACCACGGAGGCUGUGUACUACGAGGACAUGUGGCCGCAGCUGACGGUGCUGCAGAAGGAGUUCACGGAGAGGUGCCGCGGAGUGCGCAUGAGCGGCGCCGCGGCCGCGAACAUGUGCCACCUCGCCAUGGGCUGCAUUGACGCCUACUGGCAGUACAACUUGAAGCCAUGGGACGUGGCGGCGGGCGCCGUCAUCCUGGAGGAGGCGGGCGGGCGGCUCACCACCGCAGACGGGCUGGCCUACAGCGUAUUCGACCGCUCGCUCAUCGCCACCAAUGACGCAUUGUACGAGAAGGUGCUGGCGCUGACGGAGCCGCAGACCAGCCGCAUGCUGCAGGAGGGAGUCAGCUUGUCCACCUGGUGUGUGCCCAAGGGCUACCGCGUGCGCAGCGGCGCCCAGAUGGACCGGUAGCAGUGGCAGUGGUGGUGGCGGCUGCAAGUGUACGGGAAUGGAGCUUGGAGGAGGAGGAGGAGGCAGAGGAGGGGGCAGGAACAGGAGGGAAGUGAGGACGGAAGUGCGUGCGGUGAACGUGGUCAUGUGGACUUGUGGAGGUGGAGGCAGCCAGCGUGCGGACUGGAGUCUUCAAAGGGCUGCUGACUGGAGCACGCAGGGAAGUUUUAUGUGCGUGGGUCGUGAGAUGGAGGGGGCGAGUGGCGCCUGAGUGGCCGGGCAGCUCCGCCUCAGGACUGGUGGCGGCGCUCACGCAGAUGCACUCACGCAAGUCACGGUAGCCCAGCUGUUGUGCAGUCUUGCGCGCAAACUUGGCACGGCAUGAUAUCAUUCGGGCUGCAUGUGGUUUAGAGCAUUUGUACUGCGCAGGAUGCACAUGGAACUUAUUGUAGGUGUUGCCGGCUUGAGGACAUGGACGGCACUUGGAGGAGGAAACCCGGAGGGGACAGGCGCCGGACAGGGGACACUCGGGAGCUGGGCUUCGCGAGCUGAACUCCUAGGGAGCCUCGCCCCUAGGGACUUAACGGUGAAUCGCGGAUGCGCAACGGAGGGCGCAUCGUCAACCGGAGGAUGGAAAGCAGGCCUGGCGUCGACCGUUAAGGCAGUUGGUCCAUUGGCUGCUGGAAUUUUCAUAUCGA